UCUUCUUUCUAACUCUACUUCUCUCUCUCUGUUUGGGGUCUUUCUUACUUUAUUCGACGCGUAAAUAACUUUUUUUUUUUUAAUUAAACAAUUUUGGCUUCGAAAAUUUUGGAGCUUUAUAGCUACGUCUGUGACAUCUUCAUGAUUCUUCUUCUUGGUGAGUCUCAAGCUCGUAACUAGUUUGCUUCGCUCAUCAGAGAGAUACCCUUUUCAUAUUUUCAUUUUUCUCAUCUGGGAAAAUCAUUUUUUGGCUUGGCUUUCUAGGGAAGUUUGGUACAAGGAAAUUAAGUAACCGCUACUCAUUGAUUUCAGAAGGAGGAGAGGUGAAGAAGAAGAAGAAUUAGAAGACAAAAGAAGGGUUGUUCGUAAAUCUGUAAAAGGCUUCAGAAACAAAAGCAUCUUCAGCAGUAGAUUCAAGAAUUAAGCUACAUUCCCUCAAGAAUUUAUUUGUUUUGUUUAACGGUUCUGUGAAAGUGACAAAGAAUUUAAAGAUGACCUGGUAGUGAAGGGCUUGAUUCAAUUUGGUAAUUACAACGACCUUUUCUUAAGGUUUCAACCAUCUUGCACUUUUGGAAAGCAAGAGUGACUUGAAAGGAAAAUUGCAAUAAUGGGAGCAAUUGGGGGAGAAGAGCUUAUGAAGUGGGAGAAGAUGCAAGGAGCAAGUGGUCGUGAGGAGAAGAUUCUUGUUUUGGUGAGGUUGAGGCCUUUGAAUGAGAAGGAGAUUGCAUCAAAUGAGGUAGCAGACUGGGAAUGCAUCAAUGACACCACCGUCCUAUACCGGAAUACCCUGCGGGAGGGGUCGACAUUUCCAAAUGCAUAUUCCUUUGACAGAGUGUUUCGAGGUGACUGCUCUACAAGGGAGGUGUAUGAAGAAGGAGCAAAAGAAAUUGCUCUUUCAGUUGUGAACGGUAUCAAUUCAAGUAUUUUUGCUUAUGGACAAACAAGUAGCGGGAAAACGUAUACUAUGAAUGGUGUAACUGAGUAUACAGUGGCAGAAAUAUUUGACUACAUACAUAGGCAUGAAGAAAGAGCUUUUGUGGUGAAGUUCUCAGCAAUUGAAAUUUACAAUGAAGCUGUUAGAGAUCUCCUAAGCACGGAUAAUACUCCCCUUAGACUGCUUGAUGAUCCAGACAGGGGAACUAUUGUGGAGAAACUAACAGAGGAAAUUCUGAGGGAUUGGAGCCAUUUAAAGGAGCUUCUUUCGAUUUGUGAAGCUCAAAGACAGAUAGGAGAGACCUUAUUGAAUGAGAAAAGCUCCAGAUCACAUCAAAUUAUUAGAUUGGGAAUCGAAAGUUCUGCUCGUGAAUUCUUAGGCAAAGACAAGUCAACUACCCUUGCUGCUAGUGUGAGUUUUGUUGAUUUGGCGGGAAGUGAACGUGCAUCUCAGGCAUUGUCAGCUGGGACAAGAUUAAAAGAGGGUUGCCACAUUAAUCGUAGUUUACUAACUCUUGGAACUGUUAUUCGCAAACUAAGUAAGGGAAGACAAGGACAUAUCAAUUACAGAGAUUCUAAGCUGACUCGCAUCUUGCAGCCUUCUUUGGGUGGCAAUGCUAGAACUGCCAUCAUCUGUACCUUGAGUCCUGCCAGAAGCCAUGUUGAGCAAACUAGAAAUACUCUUUUGUUUGCUUGUUGUGCAAAAGAAGUGACUACUAAAGCACAGGUCAAUGUAGUCAUGUCUGACAAGGCCUUGGUUAAGCAUUUACAGAAAGAGCUAGCUAGAUUGGAGAGUGAGUUAAGAACUCCUGGACCUCCUUCGGCUUGUGAUUACGUAGCAUUACUUAGAAAGAAAGAUCUUCAGAUUGAAAAGAUGGAUAAGGAAAUCAGAGAGCUAACAAAGCAGCGUGAUUUGGCACAAUCACGCGUAAAGGAUUUACUACAGAUGGUUGGAGAUGAACGAAAUUCCAAACAAAAGAAAGAUGUUCAUCCUAAACUACAAGCAUCAAAUAAAUGGGAAGACGAAGGUUCUCUAUCAGAAUCAUCAAAUAUGGCUGAUCCCAGUUCAAAUCGUGUGAGGAGGUACAACAAUCCUCGGUAUGAUGAUGGAGAUAGUGAGAGUAAUCCUGAGGAUCCUGAGGAUGACACUAAUGACCAUUACUUAUCUGAUGAUGCCUCUUCACAACUUUUAAUUAGAAAGAAUUUUGUUCAUACUAAUUUAAGUCAUAGUCAAGGUGACACUACAGAAGAUCAUGAUGACUACUGCAAGGAAGUUCAGUGUAUUGAGAUGGAAGAAUCAAGUAGGCACAAGAGUUCUGAAUCCCUUGCCUCAGCAAGUGAUGGAAAUGAAGGUACAUCGGGUUUGGCAUCGUCUGGGAAUAUCAAUGUAAACGGUCAAGAAGUGAUGUCAAACUCAGUUAACAGAGAUAGAGAACUGGAUCUGAUGCAUAAUGGCUUUACAUCUGAUGUGCCAAGCUAUAGAAGCUUUAGUUUAACUAAAAGCCGGAGUUGUAGAGCUAAUUUGAUGACUAGUUUAUCUUCUCCUGAUAAAGCGGAUAGAACCCCACCUAAUGGGUUUGAAAAAGGCUUUCUUGGGAGACCAGAGAGCCUUGGACAGAAGUUUUCACUUUUAAGUUUUGAUUCUAAAAAUACAAGGUUGUCAAGAAAUGAUUCUCAAUCAUCCCAUGGGAGUGUCUCUGUGGAUGCACAUGGUGCAAACACUGGAGAUGAGGAUGUCACAAGCCUCCAUACUUUCGUCACAGGACUGAAGGAAAUGGCCAAACUUGAGUAUGAGAAGCAACUUGGUCAGGGACAAGAUACAGGGUCGAUAGCUAAGAAUUAUGAAAGGAAUAUGAAAGACAUCGGAGUAGAUCCAAUUCUGGAAACAGAAGACUCUCCUCAUUGGCCUCUAGAAUUUGAGAGACAACAGAGGAUGAUCCUGGAACUUUGGCAAACGUGUUAUGUGUCAUUAGUUCAUAGAACAUAUUUUGUCUUGCUCUUCAAAGGUGAUCCAUCAGAUUCUAUCUACAUGGAAGUGGAGCUCAGAAGACUAUCUUUCCUAAAGGAAACAUAUUCUCACGGAAAUCAGGCUAUAGAAGAUAGUCGGACUCCCACACUGGCUUCAAGUAUGAAAGCUCUUCGUCGAGAGAGAGAGGUGCUGAGCAAGCUGAUGCAGAAGCAGUUUUCAGAAGAAGAGAGGAAAAGACUUUUCCAGGAGUGGGGCAUUGCAUUGGACUCAAAGCGCCGGAGACUGCAGCUGGCUGAGCGCCUAUGGAAUGACACAAAGGAUAUGAACCACAUUAAGAAGAGUGCUACAAUUGUGGCACAGUUGAUUAGGUUUGUAGACCAGGGACGAGCCUUGAAGGAGAUGUUUGGCCUUAGUUUUACGCCGCCUCUUGUGAAACGCAGAUCAUUUGUGUGGAAAAACAGCAGGGCAUCCCUUUUGUAAGCCUGUCCUUGUCUUGUGCUCUUCCUUUUUAGAGGUUGUUUGUCUAGUUAACUUAGAUUGGCCAUACAGCCAUUCAUUUUAUUGUGAAAUUAUUUUUUUAGUUUGCUAACAACUUUAGUAGUAAAAGUUGUACUAGUCUUGGCCCCUCUACGUUGUCUUCUGGUAUGCGGUUUUGGGGUGUUUUACCUCAUUUUAAUGAAAUGUAAGAAGCUAUGUUAUAUGUUC
This is a messenger RNA of Humulus lupulus (European hop), 3607 nucleotides long. Its product is annotated as kinesin-like protein KIN-7E. Lineage: Eukaryota; Viridiplantae; Streptophyta; Magnoliopsida; Rosales; Cannabaceae. The transcript is spliced from 16 exons. Gene Ontology annotation, molecular function: microtubule motor activity; ATP binding; microtubule binding. The record is from RefSeq and is a predicted model, not a curated record. Gene Ontology annotation, biological process: microtubule-based movement. The coding region runs from base 608 to 3382 and encodes 924 amino acids.